AAGAUCCCAGUUUUUAAUAGACUACCAGCAAGCUUGUGGACACAAGAAUAUUAAAACUUGAAGGCUUGAAAGGGUUCUGAUAUUAGAAGAUGGACGAACGAUCAAUAUUAAAAAAUGAACGAACGACCAACAACGAUCACUUAUUUCGGAGUAAUUCUCCUGUUGAAGUAGAGAAUGAAGAUGAAAAACUGAUGAUUAGUUCAACAUAAUUUUCAUGUACCUUGCGUACAUGGAAUGUAAUGAAGAAGAUGCUGUGUUUUGUUCUCCUUGGGCUUGGUAACCUCCUAGGAAAGGCUUCGGCGGUUGCGCACUUUUUCGAUUCGUGGCUGUCUGCAGCAUCGCAAACGCAAGAGUUGACCAUUGCCAAGAUUAAGACAAGUACCCGCAACACGAUUUUGACCACCAAGAGGCAUAUAAUUUUUGUGAAGCAGGUAGAUUUGUAGUUUUUGUGGUACUUCCAAGCACAGCUCCUAACAAAAGCCGCAUCUCAUCGGAAUUUAUACACCGGUCGCGAAGUUAACUUCUCGAAUAUUAAAAAUGAUCUAGUUUGAUUCUACUUCUAACAAGUAGGAGAUGCGGCUUUUGUUAGAAGUAUCUAAGAUUAUCUAGUCGCAUUUUCCAACAAAAGCUUCGGUCCCUGACUGGUUGAUGUAUUCCGUGAUCAGAGGCUGACCGCAUUACGUCGUUGUUGAAUCUGUUUCGUCUUGCUGGUAGUCUAGGAUGACUAUUUGAGACGCGAAUAGUCAAUUUAUGUAUCUAUACGCAUUUUCUAACAAAAGCCGCAUCUCAUCGGAGAUUACGCCAUCGUUGGACCCUUGUGUUGAGGCCAAGAUUCAGACUAAGGUUCUGUCUGGAUUCGUCGAUCGGGAAGCCAAGUUGUUGGAAACUUAUCUUAAGAAGGCUGGAGAUAAAUCCGGACCAGGAGAACGGACAAGAACUCGAAAGAACCAUGUCCUCGAGGAUUGAAUUAAAAAUGACACUACUAACACUUGUUCUCAUGCGCUACAAUUAUUGUACUUACUUACUCGUCGGCUACAAUGAACAUUGUACUUUUUACCUGCUCGUCGAUCGGACUCGAAAACUGAAAAUAACCGAGUUACUGACUGAAAUAAGGGAGGUGGUAGCUUUGACAGGGCUACUCUUCCUUGUUAUCUAUCAGUAUCUCGCGUAUUUUCAGUUUUUCGAAUACACUUCUCAUCUAACUAUCGCAGCGUAGCAAGCGAGUGUAUGUUGCCGACGGCCGCGUAUGCUCCAGAGUGUGUCGCUCAACUGGAGGGAGAAGAAGCGCACCAAUCACGCAGUCCACUCAUCUGGUUGGCUAAUUGUAGUGAAAAUUAUGGUGCUGUGAGUUUAUGAGAACUAAGUUGUCGGAGACUGUGGCGACUAGACAUACCCGAGUCGAUCGCAAUGACGACCAUAGAAGCGCAACACACACAGAGCACAAAGAAAUCCAACGGGAUCGCACGCGUCGCCCGGUGUGCAUCGAAACGCGCAAAAACUAAGUUAUCUCGUCAGUGGUGGAAGAUGCCCACCGGAGACGUGCGCUGAUGACUACGAAUUCCCGAUAAUAGUUCAUAUCGCUCCUGUCGAUCUUCAAGAUUCACUUCUGAUAUAGUCAUUGUUUCGACUAAGUCUAAGAGCAUGGCCAGCUAGGGAUGAAGUUAUAAAUUUGUUGAAUCCUCGUCUUUUUUUCGCUCACGUUCUUGGUUUCCGUACAGAUAGAUUGUUCGAGACUCGAUGUCCUCGAUGAUUUCAUAUGUCGACCAAGACCAAGACUAGCGACCAAGAUCCCAGCGCGAACGUCUCCGUGGAGCCUGCUGCGGCCUGUGCUUUUGCACAAGCUAAAGUGCGGAGACAUGCCAAUUACUCUGCCGCAUUCCGAGAGGUGAGCUACUUGAUGCGUCAAAGUUUAAGGCCAACUACGACUGCUUUUGAGGAAAAUAACAUUUUCUCAGGGUGCUUUUGCGUGUUUCCUUCCUAUCCUCGAGAGCUCCUCUAAAGACUGCAGAAAACUGUCACGCUGCGCCGUUGCAGUGCAUUAAGGGCCUUCCCCUCUGCAUGGACCAAACAAGCAUCAUGUAAUGUUUUUCUCCUCACAUUGUUUUCUGCAUAGUGGUGUUAGUAGUUGAACUACUCAUUUUUACAGCAAGCUCUGGAUAUUGUAAUUUGAGAGCAUCUCUAGUAAUCUAUCAUGAGAUACGUUAAGACAGCGAACUUCACUCUACUACGUAUUGGUCUUUACACAUUCUACAUUCAUAAAGUACAAAACAGGUAUUGCUUCAAACAGUGUCUGCAGAACGGAAAUUACGACCAUAUCAAGGAUUCCUUCACCCUGCUGGCGGCGCUAGAGCAAGAUGGAAACGUGCGGCUCUUGAAUAGAUAGACUUACACUUCUUCAGACUCCGUUACAGCAUCGAUAGAAGUUACCCUUUCAUUCAGUUGUACUUACAAAGAAAAUAUGGAGCUGAGAACAAAUGUUCAGAAUCAGAAAUGUAACCGGUAAUUGUUUUUUCCUCGAGAUGCAUAGUCCUUCCAUUUUACCAUUCCAUUCGCCAGUGUAAGAUUAUAAUAUGAGGGAGACAACUUGGAUUCGGAGCUAGAAGAAUUUCAAGCUUCCUCGUAGUAGUGAAGGGUUCUUCACUACCUGAGCUCAUUGAUUGAGGCUUACGAUGAGCGUUUUUACGAUAAAACAGGUGGAAGAGUGAGACGCAACAUUUUUUAGUACGGAGAAUCAAUGCCCGAAAAUGUGAGAGUGAGAGAGGUUGAGACGAGCAAAGAAAACUACACGCUUG
Amoebophrya sp. A25 is the source of this 2792-nucleotide messenger RNA. NCBI's taxonomy places the organism in Eukaryota, Dinophyceae, Syndiniales, Amoebophryaceae. The record is from the annotation of a GenBank genome assembly.